CGUUAGCGCGAAAACCCAUGCAUCAUUUAUGAAAUUUGUAAGGUGAUAAACUUUUAAGAUCGUGCCAAGAGCAGGGAGAAGUUCAGAACACUUCCAAGUAUCAAAGAUACGAAGAUGCAGAUCGGCGUAGUGAUUGCCCUCACUGUAUGCCUGGCAUACACGGCCAGUGCCUUGAUAGUCCAAAAGCGCAGCCCCAGCCCAUGUGGGUACAACUGCCCCGCCCAUUGCGCCCCAAGAUGCACCAUAACGUGCUGUAGUACCCCUCCCCCCGGCACCAACCCCCCACUGAACCCCGCCCCUCCGCCACCACCACCACCAAUGAGUCCACCAAUCUACGGGCCCCAAGGCAUGCCGGGAAUGCAGGGACCAGUCGGCGUGAUGGGAAGCCAAGGCCCUGCUGGAUCACCAGGGCAACCAGGACCCCCCGGACCCCCAGGACCCCCUGGACCACCAGCACCACCCGGCCCCCCCUCACCCCCUUACUACGUCUAAUUACUUUACGCUUUUCUAGCUUAAAGCGGACCAGAUCUAAUCACAAUUUGUUUUAGUGAUUGGCUUUGAAAUAGGGCAACAAAAUAAGAUUACUGUGCGAUCAUUAUUUUAACUUUUUGCUUAUAUUGUAUGAAUAUAUAAUUUGGAAAAUAAAGAAAUAUAUUCUUUAGAAAA
This is a messenger RNA of Nematostella vectensis (starlet sea anemone), 666 nucleotides long. RefSeq names its product vegetative cell wall protein gp1-like. Lineage: Eukaryota; Metazoa; Cnidaria; Anthozoa; Actiniaria; Edwardsiidae. The transcript is spliced from 3 exons. Bases 115 to 492 code for a protein of 125 amino acids. The record is from RefSeq and is a predicted model, not a curated record.